ACUUGACCAAAAAAUAUACUCCUUUAUUCCAUUUUUAAACCACCUAGCCUUUUUUAAAGAAGGAAAAUUCUCAACGCUAUGAUAUGCUCAUUUACUUCCCUAUAUAAGUUGCACAAGAGAAUUGAAAAACCCAGAAACUUGUAGAAACAAGUAAGAAAACUUCAAAAAUCUUUAAUUUAAUCAAAAUCAUCACAAUCAACAAUCAUGUCGUGGCAAGCUUAUGUUGAUGAUCAUUUGAUGUGUGAAAUUGACGGCAACCAUCUUACCUCCGCCGCUAUUACUGGCCUCGACGGCACCGUUUGGGCUCAGAGCCCUGAUUUUCCUCAGCUCAAGCCUGAAGAGGUUGAAGGCAUCAUCAAGGACUUUGAGGAGCCUGGAACACUUGCUCCUACUGGCUUACACCUUGGCGGCACAAAAUAUAUGGUGAUCCAAGGCGAACCUGGAGCUGUGAUCAGAGGAAAGAAGGGCCCUGGAGGUGUUACCAUCAAGAAGACCAAACAAGCUUUGAUAAUAGGAAUCUAUGAUGAGCCCAUGGCUCCUGGUCAGUGCAAUAUGCUUGUAGAAAGGAUUGGUGAUUACCUUAUUGAGCAGGAAAUGUAAAUAGACUAAGUGAAAAUAUACACCCGAUUGUAUGUGGACAAGUUUGGAGCUUUGGGGUUUCUUCAACCAUAUUCAAUCGUUUUAUAUCUAUGGAUUUAUCGUGGUCUUUCCGCAGAAGCAAAAUUGGAUACUUUUCUGGUGAAGAUGUGUGUAUUAUGUUGAAAGGACUUAUAAGUUAUAAUUGUGAUUGUGUUGUGUGUACCUAAACAGUUGAUGGAACUAAGAUGCAUGUAACACUGACAUGCUACGAUUUUUCGUCUAAAAAUAUUGUUGGUUGA
Messenger RNA from Amaranthus tricolor (Joseph's coat), 878 nucleotides. RefSeq names its product profilin. Gene Ontology annotation, cellular component: cell cortex. Gene Ontology annotation, molecular function: actin monomer binding. The coding region runs from base 205 to 600 and encodes 131 amino acids. The transcript has 4 exons. The record is from RefSeq and is a predicted model, not a curated record. NCBI's taxonomy places the organism in Eukaryota, Viridiplantae, Streptophyta, Magnoliopsida, Caryophyllales, Amaranthaceae.